Spea bombifrons (plains spadefoot toad) is the source of this 1007-nucleotide messenger RNA. RefSeq names its product adaptor related protein complex 5 subunit sigma 1 (gene AP5S1). Gene Ontology annotation, cellular component: lysosome; AP-type membrane coat adaptor complex; cytosol. Gene Ontology annotation, biological process: double-strand break repair via homologous recombination; endosomal transport. The record is from RefSeq and is a predicted model, not a curated record. The transcript has 3 exons. NCBI's taxonomy places the organism in Eukaryota, Metazoa, Chordata, Amphibia, Anura, Pelobatidae. The coding region runs from base 203 to 802 and encodes 199 amino acids.
UCUUAACGUCUGUGUGAGUCCUGGUGUCACGUGUUCCCUGCGGAUUUCGGGGUCCCUCAUCAUCCCCCGUUCCCUAUUAGUGGCUUAUUACCCGGCAUGCUUCGCUGCCUGAUCCGGAAGUGACCCUCCUCUAGCAGGAGGCUUCUAUUUUGCCCGGCGCGGCGUUGAAUCCGGGUAACCCGCGUCUCUCCAGGUCACCGCCAUGGUUUACGCUUUCGUUGUUCACACCCUGGGCCCCGGUCCCGGCGGGAGCCCCGCGCUCAGCACGGUGCUGUACUCGCGAGUGUUCUGCUGCACAGCUCUGGACGAGAAGCUGGGGCCGGAUGGGCUGGAGAAAGCGAGGCUGCGGAGGAAGGAACAGAUCUGGGCGGUGGCGAGGCAGACGGAGUCCAUGUGCCUAUUGAGACGACGGGCGAGCGGGAGACCGCCGAGCGACUACGUGCCGCAUCCAGACGAGCCGCUGUCGCUGCGGGAGGACGACGUGGGGCUGUACGGCCUCGCUGCCGGGGACCCCUUCCCCCGGGAGAAGAGCGUGCUGUGGGCGGCCGUCGGCUCCGUGGGGUUUUCGCUGAUCUGCGACGCGCAGGAUAACCUGACGCUGGCCGAGAGCACCCUGCGGACGCUGGCCGGGCUCCUGGCCGACUCGCUGAAGCUCCAGGCGCACGGCAGCAACGUCCUCCUGAGAGCCGACCGCAUCGAGAUGACCCUCGACAGAUUCCUGCCUCAGGGACAGCUCCUCUUCCUCAGCCGGCAGGCUGCGCAGGCGCUGGAGAAGGAGCUGGCCGCCGCCGUGACUUUGUAGCUCCGCUCUCUGUCGGGCCCCUGGCCCUUAAUGUAGCAGCAGAGCCGUAACGCCGACAUUGGAGAGGCGAAUACAUUCUACUCAAUAACACUCCUGCCCACCGGCCUCGCUGCGCACCGCGAUGGGGGGUCCGCUGAGGGUUUUGCCCUGAACAUAGGGAACAUAAAUCAUUUUUAUGUCAAGCAUCGGAUUAAAAAUAUAUUCU